Messenger RNA from Rasamsonia emersonii CBS 393.64, 1641 nucleotides. Its product is annotated as 2,4-dichlorophenol 6-monooxygenase. Bases 1 to 1641 code for a protein of 546 amino acids. NCBI's taxonomy places the organism in Eukaryota, Fungi, Ascomycota, Eurotiomycetes, Eurotiales, Trichocomaceae. The transcript has a single exon. Gene Ontology annotation, molecular function: FAD binding. The record is from RefSeq and is a predicted model, not a curated record.
AUGACACCACAACAUACCGAAUCCACCCCAGUCCUUAUCGUAGGCGGCAGCGUAGUCGGCCUCACGGCCGCCCUCUGCCUCGCCUUCCACAACGUCCCCGUGAUCCUCAUCGAGCGCCAUCCAGGCAGCUCCUUGUCUCAUCCCCGAGCCAUCGGAUACACGUCGCGCACGAUGGAGAUCUAUCGUGCUUUCGGGAUCGAUCAUGACAAGAUCCCGCAGGUCCCGCCCGAUUUCAAGCUGCGUCGUGCGCGUGUCGAGAGUUUGGCGGGGACGUGGUAUGAGGAGUCGGAGUGGAUGGAGAAGAAGAUGAUGGAAGAGGAAAAGUCUUCGUUCUCCUUCCUCGACUUUUCACCCAGCUUGGGCGGAGUCAUCGCGCAGGACAAACUCGAAGACAUCCUCCGCGAGACUGCACUUCAGCGUGGGGGUGUUGAUCUGCGGUAUCAGAACACCCUCGUCGAUUUCGAGCAUGAUGACGACGGAAUCACUGCCCUCGUCAGGAACGACAAGGACGGCCAGGAAUACACGCUGCGGGCAUCCUAUCUGAUUGCCGCCGACGGCCAUCGCAGCCCCGUGCGCGAGAAACUGGGCAUCCAGCGCGCAGGACGCGGGCAUAUGCAGACCACCAACAGCGUGCUCUUCCGCGCGCGACCUUCCAUCGACGAGUACCUGCAACGCGGCGUUUCCCAGUUCAGCAUCGACCAGCAGGACUUCAAGGCGUUUUUGACGAGCUACCGUGACGGCCGCUGGGUGCUCAUGUUUCCCGACGACGACGACGUCGACCGCGACGAGGAGACUCUGAAAUCCCUGAUCUACAGAGCCGUCGGCCGGUCGGAUCUCGACGUAGAGAUCAUCACCACCGGCCGGUGGGAGAUGACGGCUCUGAUCGCAGAGAAGUUCCAGUCGGGACGCAUCUUCCUGAUGGGUGAUGCGGCGCACACGCUGCCUCCGAACCGGGGUGGCUACGGCGCGAAUACCGGCAUUGCGGACGCCCACAACCUCGCCUGGAAACUGGCUGCCGUCCUGUCUGGUGUGUCGAUGCCAGAGCUGCUCGAGACGUAUGACCACGAGCGGCGUCCGGUGGCGUGGUUGCGACAUCAGCAGAUCUUCGCGCGCGCAGAUUUCAAGGCCUAUCUCGGGGACAAUGUAAAGUUAUCCGAUGAAGUGAUUGACGAUAUCGCCAUGGAGCUCGGCCAGCGUUAUCGAUCGAAGGCUGUGCUUCUCGGUGCGGACGACGACAUGCUGCCACCGGCAUUACGACCAGACCAGUGGGCGGGCCAGCCGGGGACGCGCGCAGCGCAUUUCUGGCUUACCAAGCCCGACGGAAAGAAAAUUUCGAGCUUGGAUCUGUUCCCGCGCUGCUGGGUCUUGCUUUCUGAGAGCGCAGAAUGGAAAGCUGCGGCGGUGCAGGCGAGUCAGGAGUCCGGGAUCCAUGUCGAGCCGGUCCACGUGGGUGUCGACGUGCAACUGGACGACGACGUGGCCGUGUUUCUUCAAGCUAUGGGCAUUUCUGCCCCAGGCGGCGCCUCGCUGGUUCGUCCUGAUGGGUACAUUGCAUGGCGAGCUACUGAGCUGUCGUCUGAUCCUUUGGCUACGGUGAAUGACGUUCUUCGUCAGGUGGCCUUCGCGAGGAGGUUGUCCUAA